Arachis duranensis is the source of this 3435-nucleotide messenger RNA. RefSeq names its product heat shock 70 kDa protein 16. The record is from RefSeq and is a predicted model, not a curated record. Gene Ontology annotation, cellular component: nucleus; cytosol. Bases 2777 to 3256 code for a protein of 159 amino acids. The transcript has 8 exons. Gene Ontology annotation, biological process: protein folding. NCBI's taxonomy places the organism in Eukaryota, Viridiplantae, Streptophyta, Magnoliopsida, Fabales, Fabaceae.
GGAAGGUCCAAUUUCUGCAGAACCAAAGGAUGUGAUUUUCCCUAAAGGCCAACCUAUUCCAAGUGUUAAAACCCUUACAUUUUGUUUCAGUAACUUGCUACGUUUGGAAGCAUUCUAUGCUAAUCCGAGUGAACUACCUGUCACGGUAAAUUUUAGAAGGUUAGAUUUAACAGUAUUUGUAUAAUUUUCUGGAGUGUUUGAGAAUAUUUUAGAUGAUUCCGGAACGUUCUAGAAUGUCCUAGAAGGUCCCGGCAUACUCUAGAAGGUUCUAGAAGACUCUGGAAAGUCAUAGAGUAUUCUAAAAGAGUGUGGAUGUAUAUAGGAGUACAAAGAGUAGUAUGAAAAAAUCUAGAAGUAUUUAGAAAAUUGUGGUAUGAUGGAUAUUUGUAAUGAAGGUUCUAGAUGAUUAAUCUAGAACGUUGAUUAGAUUUAAUCUUAACCAUCCAUUGAGGAGGUGGAUGGCUAUAAAUAAGAGGUGAGAGUUAGUGUGAGUUGUGUGUAAAUCAUUUGUAACAAACACUUGAGCAAUAAAGUGUUCUUCCACCAACGCUUCCUUUCUCUUGUGUUCUUAGCUUUCUUGCUAAGUAUUUGAGGGUUAGGCUGACUUAGUCAUAGCUCAAGAGAUUGAGUAAGUUCGAGUGCCGGCAUGGUAGCAUUGGAGUGUGUCCAAGGCCGUGACAAUUUGGCAUCAGAGAAGGUUCGAGAGGGAGCACACGUGGCUUGUGGGUAUGACUUCUAGUAUCACCAUGGAACAUGUUGAGUUUCAAAGAGGAAGGAAUGCUAUUCCUUCUCAAUGGGGAGACAAGAAGAUCCGUUCUUCAAGUGAGCCUAGAGGUAAGGACUCUAACUUCUUAGAAGAGAGAGUUUCUGUGUUGGAGAAUGUUCUAUCUCUAUGGAUGAGUGUUUUCAAAGGAUAGAACAUGAUAAGGAGACCAUCGAGGCUCACGUGUUAGGAGAACUAGAUGCUUUUAAAGAAAACAUGCUCCAAAUCGAAGAGAAGCUUGAGAAUUCCUUAAAGCUAUUUGAGAAAGUUCGAGUUUGGUUCGAGGAGGCAAAUUCUCGACCAACCAUUAUAAGGGAGACGACAAAGAUUGAUCUUCCCACAAGAGUACGAUUAGCAACUACGUAAAGGAGUUCACUACUCUCACACUUCAAUUCCCUCAACUUCUUCCUUGCUUCAUAAACCACAUUUUCAGAGAAGAAUUGUCUUCUCAACUCUCUUUUGAAAUCUUCCUAUGUGGCUAUGUUGCAAGUUUCCUUUUCCAUAUCUACGCACUUUCUUCUCCACCACAAAGUUAUCAGAAAGGUAGAGAGCUGCAGUGCGUAUCUUUAUUGUUUCUUCGACCACCCCUUGGCUUUCGAAAUACCUCUUCAUUUGCCAUAGAAAGUUCUCCACCUCGUCAGCGUCCCUUACGCCCUUGAACUCCUUUGGUUUGGGGAGAUCAAUCUUUGUCGUCUCCCUUAUAAUGGUUGGUCGAAAAUUUGCCUCAUCGAACCAAACUCGAACUUCCUCAAAUAGCUUUAAGGAAUUCUCAAGCUUCUCUUCGAUCUGGAGCAUGCUUUCUUUAAAAACAUCUAGUUCUCCUAACACGUGAGCCUCGAGGGUCUCCUUAUCAUGUUCUAUCCUUUAAAAACACUCAUCCAUAGAGGAUAGAACAUUUUCCAACACAGAAACUCUCUUCUAAGAAGUUAGAGUCCUUACCUCUAGGCUCACUUGAAGAACGGAUCUUCUUGCCUCCCCAUUGAGAAGGAAUAGCAUUCCUCUUCUUUGAAACUCAACAUGCUCCAUGGUGAUACUAGAAGUCAUACCCACAAGCCACGUGUUCUCCCCCUCGAACCUUCUCUGAUACCAAAUUGUCACGGCCUUGGACACUCUCCAACGCUACCGUGCCGGCACUCGAACUUACUCAACCUCUUGAGCUAAGACCAAGUCAGCCUAACCCUCAAAUACUUAGCAAGAAAGCUAAGAACACAAGAGAAAGGAAACUUUGGUGGAAGAACACUUUAUUGCUCAAGUGUUUGUUACAAAUGAUUUACACACAACUCACACUAACUCUCACCUCCUAUUUAUAGCCAUCUACCUCUUCAAUGGAUGGUUAGGAUUAAAUCUAAUCAACGGUCUAAAUUAAUCAUCUAGAACCUUCAUUACAAAUAUCCAUCAUACCACAAUUUUCUAAAUACUUCUAGAUUUUUUCAUACUACUCUUUAUACUCCUAUAUACAUCCACACUCUUCUAGAAUACUUUAUGACCUUCUAGAACAUUCCGGAACCAUCUAGAACAUUCUUAAACACUCCAAAUAAUUAUACAAAUACUGUUAAAUCUAACCUUCUAAAAUUUACCAUGACAUACAGCCUGGGAUAUCUCCUAAAAUUAGCAGAUUCACAAUUGGUCCUUUCCAUGGAUCCCUUCAUAUUAGUAUGGCACGAGUUAAAGUUAGAGUUCAACUCAACUUGCAUGGAAUCGUCAGUAUCAAAUCAGCUAGAGUAAUAAUUUAAUGUCUUUACUUGAUCGAGAGUCAUGUGGAUAAUUCAGUUACAACAGCUAAAAACUAAUCAUCGUUCAGAUUCCGAAGCAAUGGAUGUUGAACACAUUUCUUGGACAGCCGAUCAUUGCAGAAACUCAGAGCAUAGACAUGAAGCUGGUGGUGCGGGAAAAGAUAACGCUAACAAGUUUCAUGUACUAGUGAGUACAAGGCCGAGAUAUCAGAAGCUGAAGAAAAAUAAAUCCGAUUGGCGCAGCAGGACACUAGAAUGGAGCUAACUAAAGACAAGAGGAAUGCCUUGGAGUCAUACAUCUAUGAAACGAGGACUAAGCUUUUCAACACAUAUCGGAGCUUUGCAACCAAGGAGGAGGGAUGGCAUAUCUAGAAGCCUGCAACAGAGUGAAGAGUCGCUUUACGGUGACGGUGACGAUGAAACCAUACGUGCUUAUUCUGCUAUACUGGAAGAUCUAAGACAGCUUGCUAAUCCAGUUGAGAAUUGGCACAAAGAUGAAGCAGCCAGAGUGGAAGCUACAAGAGAUUUGUCAAGUUACAUUGUUGAGUACUGCAUGUCUGCAGAUUCUCUUCCACCUGAUCAUAAAGAACAGAUCAUCAAUGAGUGCAAUAAAGCAGAACAGUGGCUAAGAGAACAGAUGCAGCAACAAGAUACCUUGCCUAAGACCUCUGAUCCAGUAUUUUGGUCAAGUGAUAUAAAGAGCAAGGCAGAGGAGUUGCAAUUAGUGUGUCAGCGGAUAUUGGGAUCCAAAGGUACUUAAGUUCCAUUUGACAAGAGUGACAACAAGCAAAACACUUCUAAUCUCCAUGAACAAUUCUCAUAAAUGUAGAUUAUUUCAGAUAGACAUAGGUAACAUGUGAAGGAUGCAAAUCUUUGUAUUUUUGAAAAAAUUGUUAAAAUGAAGUUAAUAGUAAGAAAAAUGCCCAAUCAUUUAUUUGU